Periophthalmus magnuspinnatus is the source of this 1746-nucleotide messenger RNA. RefSeq names its product dehydrodolichyl diphosphate synthase (gene dhdds). The record is from RefSeq and is a predicted model, not a curated record. Gene Ontology annotation, cellular component: endoplasmic reticulum; dehydrodolichyl diphosphate synthase complex. Gene Ontology annotation, biological process: polyprenol biosynthetic process. The coding region runs from base 173 to 1174 and encodes 333 amino acids. NCBI's taxonomy places the organism in Eukaryota, Metazoa, Chordata, Actinopteri, Gobiiformes, Gobiidae. The transcript is spliced from 9 exons. Gene Ontology annotation, molecular function: ditrans,polycis-polyprenyl diphosphate synthase [(2E,6E)-farnesyl diphosphate specific] activity.
CUUUACUCCAAUGCGGAAGUGGUCGUCAUCGUUAGAGCUGUGAGUUGGAAGCGCUUGGAAGAGCUGUCAAACGUGCCGAGAUUAGCCUAUUUAAACAAAUAAACUGAAUGAAUGAAGCUUUGGCUAUUAACUACAAGUCUCAUCGGAUCGGCUGCAGCUAGAUUUGUGUAAAAUGUCGUGGAUAAAAGAAGGUGAAUUGAAUUUCCUUGAAAGAAUCGCAGCUAAUAUACUCAAGGCAGGACCCAUGCCUAAACAUGUGGCUUUUAUUAUGGAUGGUAACCGACGUUUUGCACGGAAAAAAAACAUGGAUCGUCAAGAAGGACACACGCAAGGAUUUAACAAACUUGCAGAGACCCUAAGGUGGUGUAAACAUUUGGACAUCCAGGAGGUCACUGUAUAUGCAUUCAGUAUUGAGAACUUUAAGCGCACUAAAGAUGAGGUGGAUGGAUUGAUGGAACUGGCCAAGCAAAAAUUUCUGAGAUUAUUGGAAGAAAUGGAUAAUCUUAAAAAGCAUGAAGUUUGUAUUAGAGUACUAGGAGAUUUGAAUAUGCUGCCACUUGAUCUUCAACAAAUAAUUGCCAAAGCUGUUGUAGCAACAAAACAUCACAAUAAAUGUUUCCUUAAUGUAUGUUUUGCAUACACAUCAAGAUAUGAGAUCACAAAUGCAGUCAGAGAAAUGGCUUGGGGAGUUGAAAGUGGCCUGAUCAAAGCGAGUGACAUUUCUGAAUUAUUGCUCAGUGAGUGCCUGUACAGCAAUAAUUCUCCUAAUCCCGAUCUGCUCAUUCGAACAUCUGGAGAAGUGCGGCUUAGUGACUUUCUACUUUGGCAGACCUCUCACUCAUGUGUAGUGUUUCAGUCAGUUCUGUGGCCCGAGUACACGUUUUGGAAUUUGUGUGAAGCUAUUAUCCAGUAUCAGCUUAAUCACAAAUCUAUUCAGAAAGCCAGAGAUCUUUAUCAAGAUCAACAGGUAUUACAGCAGCUGGAAGCAGACCGCGCCUGUGUGGCAGAGUUGCACCAGGGCAAUGGGAAACCCUCCGACAGCAAGCAACAACAAGAAGCAGUACAGCAUUAUACUGCCUGCAGAGAGGAGCGCGUUCAGGACUUCCUACAGGAACUCAAGCACAAGAGAGACUUGUUUUUUACUAACUUAAGCAGUCAAGCCGUCUCUACCUAGGAACAAUUACGUCCAAUGUUAAACCUCGUCAUUUGUUUCUCACUUCUGAGGGAAACUGAUUUUUUCUUCCCGAUUUGUACAAGACAAGAGGGCACAUUACCCCUAUGGGGCUGUAGAAUAAAUGUGGAAUUAUUUAUGAUUGUAGAUUUUUAAAGAAAUAUAUGUGGAAAUAUCUGGUCAAGGUGUAGUUAUAUAAUAAUGUGUCAAAAGCAUGCUUUUGGUGUGAGCAAUUUGAGUCACAGGAAUAUGUUUUGGAAGUAUUCCAAAACAUGUGGUGCUUUAUUGUACUCGUACUUUAUGUUGACGUCAGCAGUAAGUGUUAAAUGUUGAGUGUGUUUUUGAAUUUAACUAGAUUUUGACCAGAUUUACAAUAAAGUGAGAACAUAAUGAAUAAUGUGAAAUGGAUUUCAUCACCUCAAGGCUUUGAUUCUGAUUGUGAGCCCUGGAUUAUUUUGUUCUAUUUUUUAAAAAACAAUGUUUACUAAAACGAGCACUAAGCCCUCAUGCCAACACCUAAUAAAUAACACGACUUAACAAUAGACAAUAAAUUCAAAUAAACUGUUACAGAGUGA